Trifolium pratense (red clover) is the source of this 1817-nucleotide messenger RNA. RefSeq lists its product as uncharacterized. The transcript has 4 exons. Bases 260 to 1648 code for a protein of 462 amino acids. NCBI's taxonomy places the organism in Eukaryota, Viridiplantae, Streptophyta, Magnoliopsida, Fabales, Fabaceae. The record is from RefSeq and is a predicted model, not a curated record.
AACACUCCACUUAUUCAUUGUGAAUUUAAUAUUCCUCCUUAAAAUAUUCCUCUUGAAGAAGACGAAUGUAAUAUCAAACUUUAUUCCAUAGUCAACUCUCACUCGCUCCUCCUCUGCGUUUCAAGACGUGACGCCGAAACCCCCUUCAACCACACGCGACGCUAAAAACCCCUCUACCGACCAGCGCCGAAGUUGCCAUCUCCACCCACCGGUCACCGCCUUGCUACUACCACGCCGUUCUUACUAAUUAGUAAUUACCAUGGCUGCAACUGCAUCUGAUGAACAAAAUGACCAAGUUUCCAUAAAAGUUUUGGUAGACAAAGAGAAAAGUAAAGUCCUGUUCGCAGAGGCAACGAAGGAUUUUAUUGAUGUUCUUUUCAGCUUCUUAACAUUGCCUUUGGGGACGAUUGCUAGACUCGUGGCUGCAGAGUCAAAUAUUGAAGCAGUGAAAUUUGGCAGCAUUAGCUCACUCUAUCAAAGUGUGGCGAAUCUUGAUGAACAAUGUCUAUGGAAUCAAACCUGCAAAGAAAUGCUACUCAGACCAAGAAACUCGAUGGACUGUUAUUGCAGGAAACUCAAAUUGAACAUUGACGGAACAGAAUGCUUGCCAUUUUUCUUUUGUAAAGACCGUACUUGCAAAGUUAAUAAUAGUUGUGCGAGUAUUUUUAGGAAUCAAAAAUGUAUCUGUGGAAAGUUAUUGAAUGUAUUUCACCCUCCGAAUUUAACUACAGAAGAUGGCUUUGUUAAGGAAACCAUGACCUUUAUCGUUUCUGAUGAUCUUUUUGUGAUGCCUAAUCUUCUUGGAACAAGUAUAAAUCUCCUUCAGAAGCUUGGAGUCAAUGACAUUAACACUUUUGAUAAACAAACCGUAAUUAUCAGCAAGAAGGAGGUAACUGAUCUUCUCAAGUUGUCUUUGAUCUCAAAGACUCCUCUAUCAGACUUUAUCUUUAAAAAGGAACAGUUGGUCGGUAAUUUAGACCCAAGAAAUGUUGUGGAGUUUUGGAUUGGAUUGGGCGAGGUAGAGGAACCAUGUCAUGAGUCUAAUAAGAUGACCGUGAAUGUACUGAGAAGAAAAUCAAAUCAACAAAUUUUGUUUGUUGAAGGACAGGAAGAUUUUGCUGACUUUCUUUUUAGUUUUCUAACCUUUCCCUUAGGAGGAGUGUUGCACAUGCUUGUAGGGUUCUCUUCUAUAAGCUGCAUUGAUAAUUUAUAUAAGAGCAUCACCGAGUUGAGUUCAGACAGGUGUUUAAGAUCACAAGUUGUAAAAGACACGGUAUUAACUAACCCUUAUAUUAGCUUUCAAUUCGAACUCAGGAACAAGAUAUUACCCAUACCUGUGCAUCCGGUAAUAUCUAGGGCAUUGAAAUUUGUUGAUCCCAAAUCCCCUAUUUCUGGAGGAUUUACUAGAGGACCAACAUCGUUCAUGGUGACAGAUGGCUUUGUUGUGACUCCAACUUCAUCCAUUUCUGGUCUUGCAUAUUUAGAAAAAACAAAUGUUCCUCUUAAUGAUGUAGAAGAAAGGGUCAUCAGUAUUGGUCAGAAGGAGGGUCUCAACAUACUAAAAGCUUCAUUGACCUCAACUUCUGCUCUAACUAACGGUCUCGGCCAUUCCAUGAUACAUCAAUUCUUACGUGAAAAUUUUCCAUAGGCAUUAUAGAUAGCCUAUUAAAAGCUCAGGAGUAUAAGUUAUAAAUGAUAGAGCGUACUACUGUUGUAACAUGAUAUUUGGGAUUGGGAGAAGUCGAUUGACUCAUUUGCAGCUUUUAUUGUAUCUGUUUUUCCUGAUUUGGUUACAAUAUUACUGACUAUUUACAGAA